Molecule: messenger RNA, 834 nt
Organism: Priceomyces carsonii
Lineage: Eukaryota; Fungi; Ascomycota; Pichiomycetes; Serinales; Debaryomycetaceae
Exons: 1
Coding region: 1-834 (277 amino acids)
Source: RefSeq, a predicted model, not a curated record
AUGGGAUAUCCAAAUAUCAUUAAAGCAGUUAACAGGAAGUUAACUCCAAAUAUUGUUACCUCGUCUUGUCCAUUUUCAAGGUUUGACAAAUUUAAUUUUGGCGCACGAAUGGCGCUUUUGAAAUAUGAUAAUGAAAUUUUAGUUUGGUCGCCUAUCCCCUUUGGAAAAGAAGUAGUAGAUGCCCUUAAUGUUCUCAAUGGAACGACGGGCAAGGAGGCUGAAUCGUUCAAUCUCAAGUACUUGAUUAUUCCAGAUCGUGAGCAUACCUUAGCUGCAAAAUCCUUCAAGAAGGUCUAUCCGAGCUUAAGCAUAAUUUCUAUGGAAACAGUUGACCUAGGAGAUGUCAAAAUCGACCAUGUUAUAACUUCAAAAUAUGGGAACAAAAAAAUUGACAAGAAAGUUUUAGAGGAAAUUGGAAUCCUGGACCCCUUUAUAGUUAACAAUUUCGAAUUUGUUUAUCUACCAUUUCAUGCCAACAAGGAAUUAGUCUUGUAUGAUAAGAAUUCUAAGAUUGUCUUUGCUGCUGAUAUAAUUUUCAACUUGGGGGUUCGAGGGACAACAAAUAAAUCCGUUACAUUAGAGCAGUACUCACCUGAGACUGGCUACACUAACUUUAAUCCUCACCUGGGCUGGUCAUACUUCACCAGAUAUCUACAACCAUACAGUAGUGUGGGAAAUUACUUAGCUAGGUCCGUCAUGAAUACCUCAAAAAGUUCCGAGGGACUUAAAGCUAUCGAUACAUGGGAUUUUGACACCUGGGUAAUGUGUCAUGGAAAUGUUCUUGAAAAAAACGGAAAGCAGGCUUUCGAAAAUAUUUUCCAUUCAGUUUUAUGA